Molecule: messenger RNA, 4484 nt
Organism: Vigna angularis (adzuki bean)
Lineage: Eukaryota; Viridiplantae; Streptophyta; Magnoliopsida; Fabales; Fabaceae
Product: putative pentatricopeptide repeat-containing protein At1g12700, mitochondrial
Exons: 2
Coding region: 101-1666 (521 amino acids)
Molecular function (GO): protein binding
Source: RefSeq, a predicted model, not a curated record
UUUAAAAAAUAAAAUAUGAAGGAUUGAGAGAAGUCAAGAGCAACAAACCCAAUCUUUUGUUUCCCACAGCAUUCCACUCCUCUUCAUCUUUAACCUAACAAUGUCACUCCCAAUACCAAAGUUAAGGUUAUGUCUUUCUUAUUCCAUGUCCAAGUUUUAUCCUUUUCUUCCAAACCCUUCUUCCUUCUCUUCCUUUCACUUACACUAUCACUCUCAGCCUCCUUCACCUGACCAUGACAAUGUUCACGAUGUGGUCUCCCAAUUUCGUAGUAUGUUUCAUAUGCGUCCUGUUCCUCCCAUCUUAGCAUUUGGGCAGAUUUUGGGAUCUCUUACAAGGAUGAAACACUAUUCUACAACUAUUUCCCUUUUUAAGCAAAUGGAGCUCAAUGGAAUUAAGAGUCAUCUUGUCAUUCUCAGCAUCGUCAUCAAUUGUUUCUGCCACUUAGGCCAGAUGCCCUUCUCUUUCUCUAUUCUUGCCAUGAUUCUCAAACGAGGUUAUCAUCCAAAUGUCAUAACCUUAAGUACCCUCAUGAAAGGUCUCUGUCUCAAUGGUGAGGUCAAGAAAGCACUUAUCUUUCAUGACAAGGUAGUAGCACAAGGAUUUCUACUGAACGAGUUUAGUUACGGGACUUUGAUCAAUGGUUUGUGCAAGAUAGGAGAAACCGAAGCUGCCAUCAAGUUGCUCAGAAUAAUAGAAGGCGGAUUAUGUAAGUCUAAUGUGGUAAUGUACGCCACUAUAAUUGACUCUCUAUUCAAAGAUAAUCUUGCAAAAGAGGCUUAUCAUUUGCUUAUUAAAAUGAUGUCAAAUAACAUCAUGCCUGAUGUUUAUAUCUAUAAUAUAAUGAUUGAUGCUUUAUGUAAGGAAGGAAAGAUAAAAGAAGCUAAGAAUGCGCUAGGUGUGAUGGUAAAAGCUUGUGUCAAACCUGAUAUUGUUACUUUUAACACUUUGAUGGAUGGGUAUUUUUUAGUUAGUCAGGUGCAAAGUGCUAAACACAUAUUUAAUGCUAUGACUCAAAUUGGAGUAACUGCUAACGUUAUAAGCUACAAUAUCAUGAUUAAUGGAUUAUGUAAGAGUAAAACAGUGGAUGAAGCCAUGAAUCUCUUUCAGGAAAUGCAUAAGAGGAACAUGGUUCCUAAUACAGUGACUUACACUACUCUUAUAGAUGCAUUAUGCAAAUCUGGGAGAAUAGCUGAUGUUUGGGAUCUUAUUGAUGAGAUGCAUGAUAGAAAUCAACAACUGGAUGUAAUCACUUACAAUUGCUUGAUACAUGCUUUGUGCCAAAACUAUCAUAUAGACAAGGCAUUUGAAUUAUUCAAGACAAUGAUGGAAAAGGGAAUUCAGCCGAGUAUGUACACCUGGAAUAUACUUAUUGAUGGAAUGUGCAGAGGGGGAAGACUUGAGAAGGCACAAGAGACUUUCCAAGAUCUUUUAAUUAAAGGUUAUCCUUUAAACGUACAUAGUUAUACUAUUAUGAUCAAUGGUCUUUGUAAAAAGGGUUUACUUGAUGAGGCAUUGACCUUAUGGUCCAAAAUGGAAGACAAUGGUUGCUUACCUAAUGCAGUAACUUUUGAAAUAAUGAUUACGGCUCUUUUUGGAAAGGAUGAGAGUGAUAAGGCAGAGGCAUUUCUUCAUGAAAUGAUAUUUAGAGGCUUGUUGACACGAUAAAAGGUGAAAUCUCAUUUCUAUAUUUAGUUACAUUUAUGUCUUGCUACAUAAUGUUCUUGAGUGGUUUGUAUAUGUUGUGUGUGUUUGAUCGGAGAAGUGUAACCUUUCUGCAAAUGAUUCUUGUCUUGUUAAGAAUUGGGUGUGAAGAUCGUUCUGUGUAUUUUUUUUUUGUUUUUUUGCAUUGCAUUGUCUGUCAAGACCAAAACCCUGACCUCCCUCCAUAAAUUCUAAUGGCUUUUAUUUUUUUCCAAGUUCAUUUAACUUUCUAGAGGUUCUCUACCACUUAUCAUAAUUGAGGAAGUGUACUAUCAUACUAUAUUACCUUAUUGAUAUUGAUAUUAGUCAUUACAAGUUUCAAAUUAUGUAAGUAAGGUUCAAUACAUUGAAAAGAGGCCCACCGGUAAAUCAAUGUAAUAGAAAUUUUGGAUAUUUUGUUAUCAAGUGGUAGCAUAUGCCAUGGCUCUUUCUGGUUUUUUCUGCAGCAUUCUGUUUUGAAACAUACAGAGGACACAGUGAGGCUUAAAAGACCUCAGAAAACAACAAUUCCUUGGAGACAUAACUAAAUUAAUGGUAUUAAAAACACAACUUUGAGUGGUCUAAAUACGUGUUCAUGGUUUCCAGAGGACAGUGGUCUCUAAAAUCAUGGAGGUGACAACAUAAGGUUGUUUUUAGUUUAGUUUAGAUAUGUUUCUUAUUUUCUCUUCUUUGUUGUUUUCAGUUUACUGAGAACAAUGCUUAAUUCAAGUGUGGGAGAAGGGUAAAUUUUUUUUUUUUCUGUUUACUGUUUUGCUUUACUACUUUUAAAUUCUCUUUAGCUGGUCUGAACAUUUUUACUUUUGUUGUUUUUCAUUCAUUUGUUAAUUUAAAAGCUUAAGAAUCUAAUUGCAUUUUAGAUUUGAUAUGACUCUGAACACUGUUUUGAUGAUUCUUUUUUACUACUUUCUUUCAUAUUUUCUUUUUCAGUUUGUAGUUACUAUGUUGCUUUUUUGAUUUUGUGGUUUUAAUUCUGAAUAUUAGUAGCUUAUUUUAAUUGUUUUAGUUUAUUGUUUGACUUUUUUAGACCAAUAGCUGUAGCUGAAAUAGUAGAGUUCUCGAUGGUUUUGUUUUAAGUUUUCAAUAAGCUUUUGAUCUAGUGAACAUUUAAUCCAAUAAUAAUUAUCUAAUUUAUCUAUCUAUUUUCUCUAUCAGUAUAUAUAAUUUCUCUCGACUAUCAAUUUUAGGUUAAUUUAGAAGUAACUUUAUAUCAUAAUAUAAAUUAUCAAUUACGAAUAUAAAAUAUAAUAUAUAUUCUUAGAAAUGUCUUUUUAUAUAUUUUAAUUAUAAUAUAGUUCAUACACUAAAACUAUUUAUUUUAAAUAUAUAAAAAUAUGUAUGAACCCUAGACAAUGCACAAAAUUUUAAAAAAUAGUAUAUGAAGGAUUGAGAGAAGCCAUGAGCAACAAACAGAAAAUUCACUUACACUGUCACUCUCGGCCUCCUUCACCUGACCAUGACAAUGUUCACAACUCGGUCUCCCAAUUUCGUAGCAUGUUUCAUAUGCGUCCACUUCCUUCCAUCUACCAAUUUGGACAGAUUUUGGGAUCUCUUACAAGGAUGAAACACUAUUCUACAACUACUUCCCUUUUUAAGCAAAUGGAGCUCAAGGGAAUUCAGAGUAAUCUUGUCAUUCUUAACAUCGUCAUCUAUUGUUUCUGGUCUCUGUCUUAAGGAUGAAGUCAAGCAAGCCCUCAACUUUCAUGCAAGGUGAUGACACAAGGAUUUCGACUUGACGGGGUUAGUUAUGGGAUUUUGAUCAAUGACUUGUGCAAGGUAGGAGAAACCGAAACUGCCAUCAAGUUGUUCAGAAUAAUAGAAGGCGGAUUAUGUAAAUCUAUUAUGGUAAUGUUUGCCACUAUAAUGGACUCUGUAUUCAAAGAUUAUCUUGCAAAAGAGGCUUAUGAUUUGAUAAAUAAAAUGAUAUCAAAUAACAUCAUGCUUGAUGUUUAUAUCUAUAAUAUAAUGAUCGAUCCUUUAUGUAAGGAAGGAAAGAUAAAAGAAGCUAAGAAUUUGCUAGGUGUGAUGGUGAAAGCUUGUGUGAAACCUUGUAGUGUUACACUUACAUUUUAAUGGAUUGAUAUUCCUUAGUUAACGAGGUGAAAAGUGUUAAACACAUAUUUAAUGCCAUGACCCAAAUUGGAGUAACUCCUAAUGUUUACAGUUACACUAUCAUGAUUAAUGGAUUAUGUAAGAGUAAAAGAGUGGAUGAGGCCAUGAAUCUCUUUCAGGAAAUGCAUAAGAGGAACAUGAUUCCUAGUACAGUGACUUACAAUUGAAAGUUUCUUAAUGCUAUGACUUAUCACUUUAUUAAGUUAUGAGGUGCCUCCAAUUGAUAGUUUCUUUAGAAAACUGCAAUUAAAUUAACAAGCAGUAAACGGUGGUAUUUUAAAAAUACAGUUCUUUGUGGGAUUAUAAUCUGCAUAAGAACAUUCUGAACACAAAUGGAAUUCAUAUGCAACUAUAUCAAAAUUAGAAAAUUAGUAUCAUAGAAAUUUGUUUUUGAUUUGUAUGUGAUAACUUCUCCCUUUUUUAUUUCUUGCUUCCGACUUCUUUCCUUUUUUGCUUUUCAAUUUCUGAAAAUUUUAGGUGAUCUGCAGUGAAACUAUAACAGUCCCCUGAUACACAUUGGGGGACUGGGACUUCAUCAUAAGCGUGAAGUUGUGUUCUAUGUCACUGUCCCAUAUAUAUUCUAGAUAUAUUUUUUUUUAUGCUUCUUGUAUCUAUGGUUUACAUCUAUUAUGAUUGCCUAUACGUUGCUGUCUUAUAUAACUGAUAAUGUUUU